Miscanthus lutarioriparius is the source of this 798-nucleotide messenger RNA. The record is from the annotation of a GenBank genome assembly. NCBI's taxonomy places the organism in Eukaryota, Viridiplantae, Streptophyta, Magnoliopsida, Poales, Poaceae.
AUGGGGCCGCGCAAGCGCCCGCAGCACCCCUCCGACGAUGCCGCGCGAGCUUGGACGCACAAACCCAUCGGAGUCCGUGAUACCUGCGUUAAUAUAGGCAAGAGGAUGUUGGUGUCAAAUUUUACAGCGAUUUUGGUGAAGAUGUCAGAUCCCUUAGCUGCCGUCCUCGCUGCAGAGAUACAUACUAGUACUUACUGCUGCCGAACUAACAUAGAUGAAAAAUCAGUUGAUCUUCAGAAGCAGGAAAUUCACUCAUUUGCCAAAAUGUUUGCUGCUUUGCAGGCUUUGCUUCUCUUCAUGUGGUAUUUCCAUGGUCGAACUCUUGAUGUCAUUGCCAUGAGCUGUGACAAGGAUACAACUCGUGGUUUUGGUCCUUUGGUUCCUGGGCAUCUUAAAGUUGAUUUUCAAGCUAUUAAUGGGUUAAAAAAACCUUUGAAGCUAGAAACUAACCACUUCCUAGCAAUCAUGGUGAUCUCAAUAGCAAUGGAUUUAACACUGAAAAACAGCCCCAUGAAAUUGUUUAAAGAGGAGCAAGAGCUGGCUUUGAGAUCAGUUCUUAUGAUGCUUCUAUCUCCUAGCCAAUUCAUUUUCUCUGAGGCAAGUUCUAAGUUUCUAGAAGCUGUUCUACCAUUAGUCAAUGAAUAUGAUGCCAUUGUUAAGCCAGUAAAAACACUUGUAAAGUAUUGCCACUUGAGAUCACUGCACAUGAUGCUUCAGAAAGAACAACCCAGAUGGUACUCAUGUCCCAUAUAUGAUCUUACUACAGCACUCGAACCAGUUAGACAUUCAUUCACGUGA